This is a messenger RNA of Saccoglossus kowalevskii, 1512 nucleotides long. RefSeq lists its product as uncharacterized. Lineage: Eukaryota; Metazoa; Hemichordata; Enteropneusta; Harrimaniidae. The record is from RefSeq and is a predicted model, not a curated record.
GUACAUGUAUUCAGGAUAUUUAAUGUGUUCACUGUUCUUGUUGGGUACCGAAGCAUAUAACCAUGUUACACAAGGUUGCAUGAGUGUUGACCAAUUUCAUCAGUGAGAGCGCGAGUAUGUAAAUAUAGAUAUGAGUACAUACACCUGUUGAUGUGAGAUGAAUCCACAAGUGUGUAUUAUCAGAACAAUAGCAUCAUACACACUGCAACAUUGUGAAAUCUGCUUGAUGAAAGAUUAUAAAUAAACAAAAUAAUUGUGCUUGUAAUUGUAAAAAAACUACUAAAGAUGACUUCAAAAUCAUAAACGCAUCACUUAAAGAUGAAAAGUCAUAAAAAAGAUGAAGAAGGAAAAGAGAAAAUUCGUGGAAAUAUUGUUUACUAUGUAAAUGGAUAUGAUAAUGAGGAAAUGAAACCCACUAAAAAGAUUAAAAAGAAGAAAAAACACAAGGAAAGGGAAAAUGGUAAUACUUCAGACCAUGUCAAAGAUGCUAUAGAUCCAGUAAUUAGCAGAAUGGGAGAGGAUGGCCUGCAUCAAGCCUGCAGCAGAGUUAUUAAUAAUAACAAACUCAAGAAAAAAAAGAGAAAGGCAGAAAAAUUAAAAUCAAGUAUUGAAGUAGAGCAGGAAUCUGUAACUACAGCUGAUGGUGGAAAUGAAAUGAUGGAAGAUGAUAAAGUACAGAUUGCCAAACAGGAAGAUAAAAUUUUACACAGGCAUGGUGCUACAAUGAACAAUGAAGAAAAGUUAGAUACAUUACACACUGCAUGUGAUGAACUUACUAGUUUAGAAGAAGAAUUACAGAAAAGAUUUCAAAAUUGUCAAGAAUAUCAAAAAGAGAUUGAAGAUGCUGAAAAGUAUUUGGAUAGAAGACAAGCCAUGGUCAAUAGUAAAGAAUCUGAUUUGAUUCAACUGGACGAGGAAUUGGAUAAUUUACAGAGAGAGCUUGAGAUGAACAAAACACAGUUAUCUAAUUCUGGUGUUAAUACAGACAAUGUCAUGCCAGCUUCACAAAGACAAAGAUUGUUGGAGUUCACCUCGCAAGACGAGGACUACAUACUGAAGGCAAACAUUCGCAAACUUCAAGGUGAUUUAAAAACAGCUGAACAAACCAUCAUGGAGAGGACUGCAGAACUGGAGAACGUCAAACAAGAACUUCUUGAACUACAACUUGACAGGAGGAAGAAAGAACAGAAAAUAAAACAUUUGGAAACUCAACUGGAAGUAACAAUUGGACAGCUGAAUCAUCGACACUCAACUGUAGAUAUAUCUGGCAACUCCUCAAUGAGCUUUUCAGGGAGAUCGCAUGCUGUACGUCAACAUGCAACAUUGGACAGGAUGAACUCCACAGCAGAGCUGAGCAUAAAUCAAAUAGCUCAAAUAAACAGAAAUCGGAGACUGACUGUGAGUGAUAUAUCUAAUAAGACAGAAUCUACAAUAGUCAAAUCUGGAGACACAGAGAUAUCUUCAGUCAGUAUACAAAGAAAAAAUGCCAGUUCUACUUGUACUAUUGUGUGA